CCGGAUUUAAACGCCAGAUUCAGAACAGAAAGGUGAAAGCUACAAAAUAUAUUUUUUGACGAGAGGUGGAUGUGUAGUGUAACUGUUAUUCGGCACACCUGACAAGCAGAUAACAGGAAAUGAUGUGGCACGUGGCAUUCCUGGUGCUGGUGUCUGGGCUAUCAAUCAGCUUGGCCCGGCCCCGCCUACCUCCGCUCUCCCACGAGAUGGUUGACUACAUCAACAAGGCCAACACUACCUGGAAGGCUGGCCACAACUUUCAUAAUGUGGACUACAGCUAUGUCAAGAGGCUGUGUGGCACCCUGCUCAAAGGACCCAAACUCUCCAUCAUGGUGCAGUAUGCAGGGGACAUGGAGCUGCCUAAAAACUUUGACCCUAGGCUUCAGUGGCCCAACUGCCCCACUCUGAAGGAGGUCCGGGACCAGGGCUCCUGUGGCAGCUGCUGGGCGUUUGGUGCUGCGGAGGCCAUUUCAGACCGUGUGUGUAUCCAUAGCAACGCUAAGGUCAGCGUGGAGAUCUCCGCUGAAGACCUGCUCAGCUGCUGUGAAAGUUGUGGCAUGGGAUGUAAUGGUGGUUACCCCUCUGCUGCAUGGGACUUCUGGACUAAAGAGGGGAUGGUGUCUGGAGGACUCUAUGACUCUCACAUCGGUUGCAGGCCCUACUCUAUCCCUCCCUGUGAGCACCAUGUCAAUGGCACACGACCCCCCUGUAAAGGAGAGGAGGGCGACACCCCACAAUGUAUCAACCAGUGUGAGGCCGGGUACACACCUGGCUACAAGCAGGACAAGCACUUCGGUAAGCGUUCGUACAGUUUGCCCUCUGACGUGAACGAGAUCAUGAAGGAGCUUUACAAGAAUGGACCUGUAGAGGGUGCUUUCACUGUCUAUGAAGACUUCCUGCUCUACAAAACUGGUGUGUACCAGCAUGUCUCUGGCAGUGCAGUAGGAGGCCAUGCCAUUAAGAUUCUGGGCUGGGGAGAGGAGGGGGGAACUUCUUACUGGCUGGCUGCUAACUCCUGGAACACUGACUGGGGAGAUAAUGGUUUCUUCAAGAUCCUGCGAGGUGAGGACCACUGUGGCAUCGAGUCCGAGAUGGUGGCUGGUAUCCCUUUGUAACCAGGACGUGAUGGGAGAGAGACUGCUACAGAUGCGGCAGUUUCCUGUCCACUAGACGGAUAUUUUGGCAACUCUGUAGUUCCAAAAUAAUUGGUUAAGUAAACUCCACCAUGUCAGAGGGAAAGAUGGAGCUGCUACCAUAUUGCGCAUACCUGUCCUAUUCUGAUUGGUUAUCAGAUCUGAGUAGUGGCUAGGGGUCUAUUUGGACCAUGGCUUACAGUCUCUGAUUUUAGUUAAAUGUUUAUCACUUUUUUAAAACUACAGGACAGAUCACUGCUGUCUGUGGUACUGUGUUUUACCUAUGGCUCAUGUUACACGUAUGACCGGCUAUCUCCGGUGGCUCUGGCUCAAUGUCACACUGGGUGCCUCAAUAGUCUGUAGUGGCUUCCUCCCCUUGUAUCUGACAACACAGGAUGGGUGAAGGCAAUAUGGAGGAUGCCUGCGAUGUAUAUGCUUUCACCUGUCCAGUUGUGUAAUGUCAGUGCAGGGAGAGGAAUCCACUGUAGACUAUUGAGAACGCCCCCAGUGAGUGACUAGACGUCCAUCUUGUUUCCUGUGUUUGUACGAUGUUGCCAGUGAUGGCAAGGUCACUAGCUGUGCUAAAAUACUCCUCUCCCUGUUUGCUAGUUCACAAAAAGGAACAAUUUUUUAUUAGUUAUGCUUGUAAGUGUUAAACCCCUAUUUUUUUUAAUUUGUUUUUUUCAUUUGUUUUUUUCAAUUGACAUGAUCAGUUGUGCACGUAUUUGUGUUAUCUUGGAUCAUCAUUGAGAAAUGUGGGAGUAGUUUUAUACUGAUGGGUUGUGAUUUGAAUGCUGUGUUUUUUUUUGUGUGGUUCUCUCCCUACUCUGAUCAAAAGUGUUCUGGGAUGUUUGUUUUUGAGUUACAUUAUGAAAUAAAAGUCCACCAACAUGUUUAA
Coregonus clupeaformis (lake whitefish) is the source of this 2031-nucleotide messenger RNA. Its product is annotated as cathepsin B. The coding region runs from base 120 to 1115 and encodes 331 amino acids. The transcript is spliced from 9 exons. The record is from RefSeq and is a predicted model, not a curated record. Gene Ontology annotation, cellular component: lysosome. Lineage: Eukaryota; Metazoa; Chordata; Actinopteri; Salmoniformes; Salmonidae. Gene Ontology annotation, molecular function: cysteine-type endopeptidase activity. Gene Ontology annotation, biological process: regulation of catalytic activity.